Messenger RNA from Linum tenue, 2256 nucleotides. NCBI's taxonomy places the organism in Eukaryota, Viridiplantae, Streptophyta, Magnoliopsida, Malpighiales, Linaceae. The record is from the annotation of a GenBank genome assembly.
AUGCGGCCGGUUAAUUUGACACUUACCCUGAGAUUGAGCAACAGAAUAGAGGUCCCCACUCCCCAGCCAGCAUCCCACAAUCGACAAUCCCAUCACGGCAGUCGGCAGAUACGAUACGCACUCUUCGGUCCUUCGCCUCUCAUCUUUCCAGCGUAUAGCUAUUCCUUUCUCUACUUUCCCCACAGGAUCGAAACUCCUGUUGCCGGCGUUGCACAAAACCUGCAAUCCCUGCUGAAAGCUUCAACCCUUCCAGCUUCCCCCGACUCUCCUCCAAUGGCCGCCACCUCUCUAACUGCUCCAAAGCUCACUUUCUCUCCUACCCUCCAGUCCCUCUACAGAAACCUCACCAUUCCCAUCCCUCUAUCUUCUUCUUCUCCCUCUUUCCUCUCCCUCCGCAAAACCCUACCCUCCCACCACUCUCGCUCCUUCUCCCUCUUCCAACAACCCCGCCGUCAAUUCACCGCUCGCGCCGACUCCGACAACGGCACCGAGUCGCCACGUCAGUACGAUUUCGACCUCUUCACCAUCGGCGCCGGGAGCGGCGGUGUGCGUGCCUCGCGCUUCGCCGCCAAUUUCGGCGCCUCUGUUGCCAUCUGCGAGCUUCCCUUUGCCACCAUAUCCUCUGACACCGCUGGGGGCGUCGGCGGCACGUGUGUUCUUCGCGGAUGUGUGCCGAAGAAAUUGCUGGUGUAUGCGUCUAAAUACGCCCACGAGUUCGACGAGAGCAAUGGGUUUGGGUGGAAAUAUGAGAGUGAACCCAAGCAUGAUUGGAGCACUCUAAUGGCUAACAAAAAUGCAGAGCUGCAACGACUCACUGGUAUCUACAAAAACAUUCUUAAGAAUGCUAAUGUCUCACUGAUUGAGGGCAGAGGAAAGAUUGUUGAUCCGCACACAGUUAAUGUGGACGGGAAGAUCUAUACAGCAAGGCACAUAUUGGUUUCGGUUGGGGGACGACCUUUCAUUCCCGACAUUCCGGGAAAGGAAUAUGCAAUUGAUUCAGAUGCUGCACUUGACUUGCCAUCUCAACCCAAGAAAAUCGCAAUCGUUGGUGGGGGAUACAUUGCAUUGGAGUUUGCUGGCAUCUUCAAUAGUUUGAAAAGCGAGGUUCAUGUAUUUAUCAGGCAGAAAAAAGUACUAAGAGGCUUUGAUGAGGAGGUUAGAGAUUUUGUUUCAGAGCAAAUGUCUCUAAGAGGAAUUGAGUUUCACACAGAAGAGUCACCACAAGCUAUUGUUAAAUCUGGAGACGGUUCACUAUCGUUGAAGACAAACAAAGGAACAGUGGAAGGCUUCUCGCAUAUAAUGUUUGCUACAGGCCGUAAGCCCAAUACAAAGGUUUGUGUGCAUACAUAUAUUAAAAACUCUGUUUUGAUAUGUGUUUUCCGCUGCAGUCUCACAACAAUGAUGGACUUUUUCCUAAUGCAGAAUUUGGGGCUAGAAAACGUAGGGGUCAAGAUUGCCAAGAAUGGGGCAAUUGAGGUGGAUGAAUACUCUCGCACUGCUGUCCCGUCCAUUUGGGCAGUUGGCGAUGUUACAGAUAGGAUAAAUUUGACUCCAGUUGCUUUAAUGGAAGGGAUGGCACUGGCAAAAACACUGUUCAAGGAUGAACCUUCAAAACCUGAUUACCGGGCUGUUCCCGCUGCUGUUUUCUGUCAGCCACCAAUCGGAAAUGUUGGUCUUACUGAAGAGCAGGCCAUCAAUGAGUACGGUGAUGUCGACAUCUACACAUCAAAUUUUAGGCCUUUAAAGGCUACUCUGUCAGGACUUCCAGAUCGGGUCUUCAUGAAAUUAUUAGUCUGUGCUAAGUCGGAGAAAGUUAUUGGCCUGCACAUGUGUGGAGAAGAUGCACCUGAAAUUGUUCAGGGAUUUGCAGUUGCUAUAAAAGCAGGGUUAACCAAAGCAGACUUUGAUGCGACAGUUGGUAUUCAUCCAACAGCUGCUGAGGAGUUUGUCACCAUGAGGACCCCAACCCGGAAGAUUCGAGGCAACCCCAAGUCUGAGGAGACGAAAGAUCAAGAAACUAAAGCUGCGGCUGGAGUUUAGACUUGAAUAUUGUGGCUGGCAUAGUUAGCAUGACAUCUUCCUCAUGGUCCAAACAGAAGCUCUUGAUUUCUGUACAGGGUCACUGAAAUGGCACUUCUGCAAAUGCAUGAAAAAGGAGAGUUUUUAAGCCGAGAUUCAGCCGAGUUGGAAGUGUGUUAAGUCGUCUGUUUACGUCUUCUUGUGCAUCGGGAGUCGGCUUCAUUUUUUGUUAGUAUG